Molecule: messenger RNA, 480 nt
Organism: Knipowitschia caucasica
Lineage: Eukaryota; Metazoa; Chordata; Actinopteri; Gobiiformes; Gobiidae
Source: the annotation of a GenBank genome assembly
AUGUGGACCUCAGCUCUGCUCCUGCUCUGCUCACACCUGAUUUCUGCGGGGCCCCUGCACGCCCAGUGUAAAGUGGACUGGUACUUUGGGAUUCGCUGUGAGGACGUGUAUGAAGCUCUGGUGUCCCAGAUCAAAGCCUGGAGGACCAUGAGCAGCUGCACCACCGGGGGCCAGCGCUGUCUCUACAAGCUGAAGUCGGCCUCAGUGCACUUCAUCGAGGCCGAACAUACCAGACCCUUCAGGAGACACGUGGACAACAUCCACAUUCGUCUUGCAGCGUUCCGCUUCUUCACCUGCUGCCAUGUCUCAGCCAUGUCCAUCUCCCAGACCUGGUACGCCAUCAAAGACCACGGCACCAACUACUGCAACCUCUACAACCUGAUGGAAGGAAGUGGUCUGACGGAGGCGCGUGGCUACAGGGAGGUGACCAGUGACUUCCUGUGCACCCAGAGGUCCUCCGCCAACUGCACCAUCUACUGA